Messenger RNA from Sceloporus undulatus (fence lizard), 3601 nucleotides. RefSeq names its product adaptor related protein complex 1 subunit gamma 1 (gene AP1G1). Gene Ontology annotation, molecular function: clathrin-cargo adaptor activity. The transcript is spliced from 24 exons. Gene Ontology annotation, cellular component: AP-1 adaptor complex; Golgi apparatus; membrane coat. Lineage: Eukaryota; Metazoa; Chordata; Lepidosauria; Squamata; Phrynosomatidae. Gene Ontology annotation, biological process: Golgi to vacuole transport; receptor-mediated endocytosis; intracellular protein transport. The record is from RefSeq and is a predicted model, not a curated record. The coding region runs from base 155 to 2620 and encodes 821 amino acids.
GAGGGGAGGCGCGAGCAAGUCCCGGCCGAAGGAUCCCUCCGCCGGCCGUAUCAGUGCUGAGGCCGCGGCGCCGCCAUUUUGGAGGCCAGGCUCCUGCUCCGGCCGCCGACGCCUUUGCUGACGCCGCCUCCGUCGGGACCGGACCGGACCGAGGAUGCCAGCCCCCAUCAGACUCCGGGAGCUGAUCCGGACCAUACGGACAGCACGGACCCAAGCAGAAGAAAGGGAGAUGAUCCAGAAAGAAUGUGCUGCAAUCCGGUCCUCCUUCCGAGAAGAGGACAACACUUAUCGCUGCCGGAACGUCGCCAAGUUGCUGUACAUGCACAUGCUGGGCUACCCUGCACACUUUGGACAGCUGGAGUGCCUCAAAUUGAUUGCCUCUCAGAAAUUCACAGACAAGCGCAUUGGAUACCUUGGUGCCAUGCUGUUGCUGGACGAGAGGCAGGAUGUCCACCUUCUCAUGACCAAUUGCAUCAAGAAUGACCUUAAUCACAGCACACAGUAUGUCCAGGGCCUGGCCCUUUGCACCCUGGGCUGCAUGGGCUCAUCAGAAAUGUGCCGGGACCUUGCUGGGGAGGUGGAGAAGCUCCUGAAGACCUCAAACUCCUACUUGCGGAAAAAGGCAGCCCUCUGUGCUGUUCACGUCAUCCGGAAGGUGCCUGAGCUCAUGGAGAUGUUCCUGCCAGCGACAAAAAACCUCCUGAAUGAGAAGAAUCAUGGUGUCCUUCACACCUCAGUUGUCCUUCUCACAGAAAUGUGCGAGAGAAGCCCAGACAUGCUUGCCCAUUUCAGAAAGAAUGAGAAGCUUGUGCCCCAGCUUGUUCGUAUCCUGAAGAACCUCAUCAUGUCUGGCUAUUCUCCUGAGCACGACGUUUCUGGGAUCAGUGACCCCUUUCUGCAGGUACGGAUCCUGCGGUUGCUGAGGAUUCUGGGCCGAAAUGAUGACGACUCAAGUGAAGCGAUGAAUGACAUCCUUGCCCAGGUGGCCACAAACACUGAAACAAGUAAAAACGUAGGCAACGCCAUUCUUUAUGAAACAGUCUUAACCAUCAUGGACAUCAAGUCUGAGAGUGGUCUGCGUGUUCUGGCCAUUAACAUCUUAGGCCGGUUCUUACUUAAUAACGAUAAAAAUAUCAGAUAUGUUGCUUUGACCUCCCUGCUGAAGACGGUGCAGACAGACCACAAUGCUGUACAGCGUCACAGAAGCACAAUUGUGGACUGCCUGAAGGAUCUGGAUGUCUCCAUCAAACGGAGGGCGAUGGAGCUCAGUUUUGCUCUAGUGAAUGGCAACAACAUCCGAGGCAUGAUGAAGGAACUGCUCUACUUCCUGGACUCCUGUGAGCCAGAGUUUAAGGCAGACUGCGCAUCGGGCAUAUUUCUGGCUGCAGAGAAGUAUGCUCCCUCGAAGCGCUGGCACAUAGACACCAUCAUGCGCGUCCUGACUACGGCAGGGAGUUAUGUGCGCGAUGAUGCUGUGCCCAACCUCAUCCAGCUCAUCACCAACAGUGUGGAGAUGCAUGCCUACACUGUGCAGAAACUCUACAAAGCCAUCCUGGGUGACUACUCCCAACAACCGCUGGUCCAGGUGUCCUCCUGGUGCAUCGGGGAGUACGGGGACCUCUUGGUGUCUGGCCAGUGUGAGGAGGAGGAGCCCAUCCAGGUCACGGAGGAUGAAGUCCUAGAUGUUUUGGAAAGCGUCCUUGUCUCCAACAUGUCGGCAUCAGUCACACGAGGCUAUGCCCUGACAGCCAUCAUGAAGCUCUCUACGCGGUUUUCCUGCACAGUCAACCGCAUCAAGAAGGUGGUCUCCAUCUACGGCAGCAGCAUAGAUGUAGAGCUCCAGCAGAGGGCAGUGGAGUACAACGCCUUGUUCAAGAAGUACGACCACAUGAGGUCAGCCCUUCUGGAGAGGAUGCCAGUCAUGGAGAAACUGACCACCAAUGGCCCCACGGAUGUCACACAGCCCAACGGGGAGACUGAGCCAGCUGUUCUUGAGACCAAGCCAUCCCCGGCAGGUCUGCAGCCUCCCAGCCAGACAAAUGACUUGCUUGACCUGUUGGGCAGCAAUGAUAUCACACUGGGCAUCCCGACAGCCCCUCCAAACAAGCCAGCCUCUGCUGGAGGGGAGCUGCUGGACCUCUUGGGGGAUCUCAACCCGACGACAGGUCCUCUGGCUCCUGCCCCACAGAUCUCACAGCCCCCAUUCCUUUUGGACGGCCUUUCCUCCCCACCCAUUUUCAACGAAAUAGCUGCUGCUGGCAUCCCUCCAAUCACAGCCUACAACAAGAAUGGCUUGAAGAUCGACUUUGCCUUUGAGCGUUCCGACACCAAUCCGAGCGUCACCGUGAUCACAAUACAGGCCUCCAACAGCACCGAGCUGGACAUGACAGACUUUGUUUUCCAGGCUGCGGUACCAAAGACAUUCCAGCUGCAGCUCCUGUCUCCCAGCAGCAGCAUCAUCCCAGCCUUCAAUACGGGGACCAUUACGCAAAUCAUCAAAGUCCUGAACCCCCAAAAGCAACAGCUCCGCAUGCGGAUUAAGCUGACGUAUAAUCACAAGGGCUCACCAAUGCAGGACCUGGCAGAAGUCAACACCUUCCCUCCCCAGUCCUGGCAGUGAGGAGCUCUGGCCCUGCCCUCCUCACCCACUGCAUCAGCCGGCCCAAGGAAGGAAGGCAGGCGGGCAGGCCAGCCAGAGUGCCGUGACUCCAGACCACCCCGUUUCCCCCCUUGCACUGGGACCGGGGGAGCGGGCGAGAGUUACUACUAUUGCCGCUGCUACUGUGGAGCAGGAGGACUGGCCCUUGCUCACUUUGAAGCCUAUCUCUUGAGACUCUGGCACUCCCUUCUCCCUCUGCUUUCCUUGCACUCACUCCAGCUGUGCUGAAUCACGCCUGCCACCUUGUUUUGCCAGAGGGCAAGGGGGGCUGCUCUGGCAGUUCCCCUCAAACAGCAGCAAGAGGACAGUUGCCUCAGCUCCCUUUUUGUCAUCGUUUCUUCUUCAGUGGGCUCUGGCUCCUUCCUGGCCAGUUGCCAUCUUCAGGCACUUUCAUCCUGAGUUCUUCAUGCUGGAAUCUUCUGAGGAUGCUGGUGGCCCUUCCCUUCUCCUUGGGGUUCCCUGACAGCGGAGGCCUUUUCUACGCUUGGCUUCACUGUCUCCCCCAAAGGCCAGGGCCCAAGUCCGAGCAGGGACCUGUGGGUGUAGGGGCUGCUUUUCCAGACGGAUGCUCUGCAGACAGAGGGGGUCUGUGCAACCAGUGCCCUCCCCCCCAAGGGCCCUCCCUUCAUCGCCUUGUUCCUCAUCACCUCCCUGCCCCGAAUCCUGGAACUACAUUUGUCUUGUCCUCGGCCAGCCGUGGUGGGAGGGUGGGCGAGUGAAUUAAGGGGUGAGAAGGCUAGGCUGGUGCCAGGGGCAAUUGUCAGGUAUCCUUGGCCUGCCACAGAAGACUUGCUGCCACCGCAAAGCUGCUUUCUGUCCUUGCCCCCCUUUUUCAUUUCCUGAGUCUGUCAGUCUUGGAUUCCAUUUGACUUUGUUCUCCUCCUGGGACGUUUGUGUUGUAUCUGUAAUAUUGGCACUGAAAUAAAAGACCAUGCAGUUUAA